This is a messenger RNA of Acaulospora colombiana, 185 nucleotides long. NCBI's taxonomy places the organism in Eukaryota, Fungi, Glomeromycota, Glomeromycetes, Diversisporales, Acaulosporaceae. The record is from the annotation of a GenBank genome assembly.
AUGUCCGACGAAAAACCUCCCGUUACCGCCGAGCCCACAGCGAAACCGCCAAUGGGGACUAGGAUUGCAAACAAGGCUCGUGGCACACUCACAAAGAUCACUACACGUGAGGGUUGGGUUGGUGAUUACGAUUUCGGAUGGCUUUGUGCGCCUACUUUGCCCUAUGGCAAGAACAAAGCGCGAAA